AUAAACCUUAUAAUUACCCUCCUAACUAACUUUACACUAGCUACAUUGCUCGUGACCAUCGCAUUCUGACUCCCCCAACUAAACGUAUACUCAGAAAAAACGAGCCCAUACGAAUGUGGAUUUGACCCCAUAGGAUCUGCUCGCCUUCCUUUCUCCAUAAAAUUCUUUCUAGUAGCUAUCACAUUCCUCCUCUUCGAUCUAGAAAUUGCACUACUUCUACCACUACCAUGGGCCUCACAAACAACUAACCUUAACACAAUGCUUACUAUAUCCCUUCUCCUAAUUUUCCUACUAGCCACAAGCCUAGCCUAUGAAUGAACCCAAAAAGGAUUAGAAUGAACCGAAU
Messenger RNA from Budorcas taxicolor (takin), 346 nucleotides. NCBI's taxonomy places the organism in Eukaryota, Metazoa, Chordata, Mammalia, Artiodactyla, Bovidae. The record is from the annotation of a RefSeq genome assembly.